AUGAAGUCUGUUGUGAAGAAUCAUGCAAAAAGGAUAAAGACUUUGGUUGAAGAUGUGGAUGAUAAUGCUAAACUCUUCGAGCAACUCUCUGCAGAGCUUUCUGAAGUGAAUGUGAAGUACGCAAACAUGAAUGAAACAAAUCAAACACUGCAUCAAAUGUUAGAUGAACUUCAUGAAGCAUCUUCGAAUGAAAUCAAAGUGUUGAAGCUGGAGAUUGAAGCACUAAGGGCUGAUAAGGCAGUGAAAGACGAACAACUUAACAUGUUAUACAUUGUGAUGGAACAUCAUCUAGGUAUCAACGUUCAAGCUAUAUAUAAUGACCUAGAGAUCCAAAGAGUUGAAGAACGAAGAGCUCAGAGGGAGAAAGAGUUGCCUGAGGCAGCAACUCAAAAGAAAAAAGACUUAAUUGUUGAGACUCAAGAAGCUGGAGGUUCUUCGAGUCAGCCUGAAGGUGACGUUGAAAUGGUAGAUGCUGUGAAUGUUGAAGAGGAGCAUAUGGAAGUUGAUCAAGAUCAAGGUUUUGUUCUAGUUGGUGAUUCAGCCCCUCUAUCUUACAAUUUUGAUGAUAUUAUUCGUUUAGUGAAAGUAGAACAACGAAAACGGAAGGCGAGAGAACCUGAAGUGAAGUUGUUAUGUUAUAAAGAAGAAGAGGAAGAAGAGAAGUUGGAUGAUAAGGAGUUGGAUGAAUUGUUUGAAGAUAUCGAUAACUAUCCUAAAGGUAAUGAUGACGAUGAUGAUCAAGGGUCAACAGGAAUGCUGAUCGUUGGAUGA
Messenger RNA from Helianthus annuus (common sunflower), 771 nucleotides. Its product is annotated as sporulation protein cse15-like. The transcript has a single exon. The coding region runs from base 1 to 771 and encodes 256 amino acids. The record is from RefSeq and is a predicted model, not a curated record. Lineage: Eukaryota; Viridiplantae; Streptophyta; Magnoliopsida; Asterales; Asteraceae.